Molecule: messenger RNA, 815 nt
Organism: Passer montanus (Eurasian tree sparrow)
Lineage: Eukaryota; Metazoa; Chordata; Aves; Passeriformes; Passeridae
Gene: VPS28
Product: VPS28 subunit of ESCRT-I
Exons: 6
Biological process (GO): protein transport to vacuole involved in ubiquitin-dependent protein catabolic process via the multivesicular body sorting pathway
Cellular component (GO): ESCRT I complex
Molecular function (GO): protein-containing complex binding
Source: RefSeq, a predicted model, not a curated record
GCGGAGAAAGGCAUUGUGGGCAACGUAGUGUGGGCCCUCAGAAUGGGCCACAGGGCCGCCAUAGCGGGGAGCAACAUGGCGACGUCGCUUGGCAACCCGCGUGAUUGACAGCUCUAAAAGCCAAUCAGCAAGGAAAAAACAAACGAGGAGGAGAGGCAGAGCCAAUAAAAUGCCGAGCUUCGCCGGAAAGGGAGGGACCGGCGGAGUGUGUACGGAAAGAAGCGAAAGCGCCGCGGAGCCACCGGGACCGGACCGGGAUCAUCGGGAUCGGAAUUACCGGGAUUGUCGGGAUUACCGGGAUUAUCGGGAUCGAGCAGGGCGCCCAGAGCCCUCCAGGCUCCGCCGGGGAUGUUCCACGGCAUCGCGGGCCCGGCCGGGAUGGGCGCAGCGCCCGGGAAUAAACCGGAGCUUUAUGAGGAGGUGAAGCUCUACAAGAACGCCCGGGAACGGGAGAAGUACGACAACAUGGCGGAGCUGUUUGCGGUGGUGAAGACGCUGCAGGCGCUGGAGAAGGCGUACAUCAAGGACUGCGUCAGCCCCAACGAGUACACGGCGGCGUGCUCGUGGCUGCUGGUGCAGUUCAAGGCGGCGCUGAAGCAGGUGCAGGGCGGCGACAUCGGCAACAUCGACGACUUCUGCCGCAAAUUCCGGCUGGAUUGCCCCCUGGCCAUGGAGCGGAUCCGCGAGGAUCGCCCGAUCACCAUCAAGGACGACAAAGGGAACCUGAACCGCUGCAUCGCCGACAUCGUCUCCGUACGCCCCAAAAAAUGGGAAUUUUAUGGGAAUUUUGGGAAUUCUGGGGCUGUUUGGGAAUG